This is a messenger RNA of Callorhinus ursinus (northern fur seal), 1549 nucleotides long. RefSeq names its product ALG11 alpha-1,2-mannosyltransferase (gene ALG11). Gene Ontology annotation, biological process: dolichol-linked oligosaccharide biosynthetic process; protein N-linked glycosylation. The record is from RefSeq and is a predicted model, not a curated record. Gene Ontology annotation, molecular function: GDP-Man:Man(3)GlcNAc(2)-PP-Dol alpha-1,2-mannosyltransferase activity. Gene Ontology annotation, cellular component: endoplasmic reticulum membrane. NCBI's taxonomy places the organism in Eukaryota, Metazoa, Chordata, Mammalia, Carnivora, Otariidae.
GCGCUUCCUGAGUUCGGGGGUCGAGGAAAGAUGGCGACCACCAAAGGGGGUUGGUACCUGUGCGAGUUAUUGAGAUUUUUUUAUUCAUUAUUCCUCCCUGGGCUGACAGUCUGUGGAACUUUAUGUGUAUGUCUGUUCAUUAUCCUCUGGGGAAUCAGACUGCUGCUACAGAGAAAGAAAGCGUCAGUAUCAACUAGCAAAAAUGAGAAAAAGCAAAUGGUGGUUGCAUUUUUUCAUCCAUACUGCAAUGCUGGCGGAGGAGGAGAAAGAGUUUUGUGGUGUGCCUUAAGAGCCCUGCAGAAAAAGUAUCCUGAAGCAGUUUAUGUCGUUUAUACUGGAGAUGUUAACGUCAGUGGUCAGCAGAUACUAGAAGGUGCUUUCCGAAGAUUUAACAUCAGACUCACUCACCCAGUGAAGUUUGUUUUCUUAAGGAAACGCUACCUUGUGGAAGAUUCACUCUAUCCUCACUUCACAUUGCUGGGCCAAAGUCUAGGGUCCAUUCUUCUUGGCUGGGAAGCUCUAAUGCAGUGUGUUCCCGACAUCUACAUCGAUUCAAUGGGAUACGCGUUUACACUUCCUCUGUUUAAGUAUUUAGGCGGUUGUCGCAUCGGAAGCUAUGUUCAUUAUCCCACGAUCAGCACAGACAUGCUCUCCGUAGUGAAGAAUCAAAAUGUUGGAUUUAACAAUGCAGCCUUCAUUACCAGGAAUCCUUUGCUCAGCAAAGUAAAGCUCAUCUAUUAUUAUUUAUUUGCUUUUGUUUAUGGACUUGUUGGUUCUUGCAGUGAUGUAGUGAUGGUCAAUUCUUCUUGGACACUAAACCACAUUCUCUCCCUGUGGAAAGUUGGGAAUUGCACUAACAUUGUUUAUCCACCUUGUGAUGUGCAGACAUUUCUGGAAAUUCCCUUACGUGACAAAAAGACGACCCCAGGCCAUUUACUGGUUUCCAUUGGCCAGUUCCGGCCUGAAAAGAAUCAUCCUUUGCAGAUCAAAGCCUUUGCUAAAUUGCUGAAUAAGAAGGUGGCUGAGUCACUGCCUCCAUUGAAACUUGUCCUCAUUGGAGGUUGUCGAAACCAAGAUGAUGAGCUGAGGGUAAACCAACUGAGAAGGCUUUCUGAGGAUCUAGGAAUUCAAGAAGAUGUGGAAUUUAAAAUAAACAUCCCAUUUGAUGAGUUAAAGAAUUACUUGUCUGAAGCAACAAUUGGUCUGCAUACCAUGUGGAAUGAGCAUUUUGGGAUUGGAGUUGUUGAGUGUAUGGCAGCUGGCACGGUUAUCCUUGCCCACAAUUCCGGGGGCCCAAAGCUUGACAUUGUCGUGCCUCACCACGGAGGGAGAACUGGAUUUCUGGCUGAAAGCGAAGAUGGCUAUGCUGAGACCAUGGCUCAUAUUCUUUCCAUGUCUGAGGAAAAGAGACUCCAAAUCCGAAGCAGUGCUCGGGCAUCUGUAAGCAGAUUCUCUGAUCAGGAGUUUGAACUGGCAUUCCUGUCCUCUGUGGAGAACUUAUUUAAAUAAUGCCAUAUCUGUCCAGAUUAAAGCUAUUUUACAUAAAACA